Molecule: messenger RNA, 755 nt
Organism: Lepidothrix coronata (blue-crowned manakin)
Lineage: Eukaryota; Metazoa; Chordata; Aves; Passeriformes; Pipridae
Gene: SKIC8
Product: WD repeat domain 61
Exons: 6
Coding region: 1-564 (187 amino acids)
Cellular component (GO): Cdc73/Paf1 complex
Molecular function (GO): protein binding
Source: RefSeq, a predicted model, not a curated record
AUGGCGGCGGUGUCACAGAGUGCCCGGAGCGCGGGGUCGGUCGGCGCCGUGCUCUGCCUGCCCCGGGCCUGCUCCAGCCUCAGGCUACUCACACUUCUUGUGUUUAUAUUACAGAGCCCAGAUGGAAAAUACUUGGCCAGUGGAGCAAUAGAUGGAAUCAUCAAUAUUUUUGACAUUGCAACUGGAAAACUCCUGCACACGCUCGAAGGUCAUGCCAUGCCCAUUCGUUCCCUGACGUUCUCCCCCGACUCUCAGUUGCUGGUCACGGCCUCAGACGAUGGAUAUAUCAAAAUCUACGACGUGCAACAUGCAAACUUGGCUGGCACGUUAAGUGGUCAUGGAUCCUGGGUUUUAAAUGUAGCAUUUUGUCCUGAUGACACCCAUUUUGUUUCCAGUUCAUCUGAUAAAAGUGUAAAAGUUUGGGAUGCUGGGACAAGGACCUGCGUUCACACCUUCUUUGACCACCAGGACCAGGUUUGGGGAGUGAAAUACAACGGAAGUGGGUCCAAAAUUGUAUCUGUUGGAGAUGACCAAGAAAUCCAUAUUUAUGACUGUCCAGUUUAGAUGUCUUGACUCAGACCCUCUGGUGAACUCCUGGGGCAGUUUCAAGGACUGCUCCUGCCCUCUGUAAUUUUUUAGUAUGAUAAAACCAUUUCAUACUGACCUGCAAACCCAGAUAUGUUUAUAUCCAAUUCUGAUUUUGUUUAGCAUGAGAGAAAAGCCUUACUUUUUUAAAAUAAAAGCUAUGGAUGCAA